AUGUCACGCCUUGUUUCUUUCCUCGCUCUCCUUUCCAUCGUCAUAUUUGUCGAAAGUAGACUAGGGGGAGGAAUUGAGACUCUGAAAGCGAGUGAUCCCGAGAAUAUGAAAAAAGCAUGGAAAGCUGUGAACGCUGUUAAUGAAAAGCUUGACGACGGACACAAUCUUAUGGUUCCACUUGAGGUUGUGAAAGCUGGAUCACAAAAAGUUGUAGCUGGUACGAGAUACAUUUUUGAAAUAAUGUACGCCGAAUCCACAUGUGUAAAGGGUCAAGAAAGUCCAGCCACUGCUGCUUUAUGUCCACUGAAACCAAACGGGCGCAGAGCUUUAUAUAAAGUCGAGCUGUGGAAAAUACCUAUGGAGGUUACAGUUACGAAAAUCGCGGACAUUCCUGCCAAAAAUUAG
Necator americanus (New World hookworm) is the source of this 405-nucleotide messenger RNA. RefSeq lists its product as uncharacterized. Bases 1 to 405 code for a protein of 134 amino acids. NCBI's taxonomy places the organism in Eukaryota, Metazoa, Nematoda, Chromadorea, Rhabditida, Ancylostomatidae. The record is from RefSeq and is a predicted model, not a curated record. Gene Ontology annotation, molecular function: cysteine-type endopeptidase inhibitor activity. Gene Ontology annotation, cellular component: cytoplasm; vesicle. The transcript is spliced from 5 exons.